AUGAACGCUCCGACAUCAUCAUCUGAAGACCGAAUAGACGAAAACAUGACAUGCAAAGACAAACGAAAUGCCUGUCUGAAGUCUGCGAAGGACGGAAUGUGCCGAAAACAGCCGGAUCUAAUGUACCGACUGUGUCCCGAAUCUUGCAAACUCUGCAAAAGCCAGGAACGAACCACCGAAUUUGGUGUGCUCCAAGAUAUAGUGGGCAGAGAUGCGUAUGAACUUUCAUUAAUUGUCAAGAAAACCCGCAAGUAUAUCGACAGUGAUGCGGUUUUGGAUUUGUCCCCGGAACUCUUUUUGAAUUGUUGGAAUCGACACCGCGACUGUACCCGAUGGGUCCUACAAGGAGAAUGCGAGACGAACCGAGACUGGAUGCGAGUCAACUGCGCUCCAGCCUGUCAAUCUUGUCAUCUCAUUACGAUGGAACAAUUGGAACUAAUCGGUGUCGAGGAGAAUCGAUUCAUAUAG
Cylindrotheca closterium is the source of this 468-nucleotide messenger RNA. The record is from the annotation of a GenBank genome assembly. Lineage: Eukaryota; Bacillariophyta; Bacillariophyceae; Bacillariales; Bacillariaceae.